Molecule: messenger RNA, 3759 nt
Organism: Sinocyclocheilus grahami
Lineage: Eukaryota; Metazoa; Chordata; Actinopteri; Cypriniformes; Cyprinidae
Product: serine/threonine-protein phosphatase 6 regulatory subunit 2-like
Exons: 24
Coding region: 531-3173 (880 amino acids)
Cellular component (GO): cytosol; nucleus
Molecular function (GO): protein phosphatase regulator activity; protein phosphatase binding
Source: RefSeq, a predicted model, not a curated record
UUUGAAUACAAACACAUGAACGCGUUUUUAUUUUCCUACCCCCCCCUUCCCUCUUUUUGCGCGUGAGCGGCCGAGAUAACUCUACGUAGUGACUAAGAGCAGAGUAAUUUUCUAAAAAAUAAUUUAUAAAUAAAAGAGAGCGGAAAAACGACUUUGGGCAGGACGAUGGCUCUCGCUUUGGGCAGAUAGUUGCGAGGAAAACGCUCUCGUGGCAGCUGUGGGGUUUCACAGAGCGCGCGCCGCGCGGGGCAGCAGCAGCAGCGCCACCGCUGCACGAGCCAGACCAGCACUAACCGACAACCAGCAGCCCGUCUGAAGACACUCACCGCGGGGUGUCAGUCCGUCUGAGGCGUGUAUUCGAGGAAGGACUGGUGGGAAGUGGACCUCAUGCAGAUUAAUGCUAGGUCAUUCUGUGCUGUCUGCAUUCUGCCACUCAAAUGCCUGUCUGCCUGUGGACGAGGUGUAACUAAGGAUUCACACGUUUCAUCAGCUGGCCUGGGCUUCCUGCUGCAGCAGCCACCGCCGCCAUCAUGUUCUGGAAGUUUGACCUGAACAACACCUCCCAUAUUGACCAGCUGCUGGAUCGAGAGGGAGUGACUCUGAGAGAGUUGAUGGAAGAGGAGGAUGUCCUGCAGGAGUGCAAAGCACAGAACCGCAAACUCCUGCUCUUCCUCUCCAAGGAUCACUGUAUGCAGGAGCUGGUCACCCUUAUUACAGAGGAGCCCCCUGCUGACCUGGAAGAGAAAACUCGCUUCAAGUUUCCAAACAUUGCCUGUGAGCUCCUGACCUCUGAUGUGGCUCUUAUCAAUGAUAAGCUGGGUGGAGAUGAAUCCCUUUUGGAGAAGCUCUACCACUUUCUGGAGCAGGAGCCACCCCUUAAUCCCCUGCUGGCGUCUUUCUUCAGCAAAACCAUCGGCAACUUGAUUGCACGUAAAACAGACCAGGUAAUCUCUUUCCUAAGGAAAAAACACAACUUUAUCAGUCUGGUGCUGAAUCACAUUGAUGCCUCGGCCAUGAUGGAUCUUUUGCUGCGCCUCAUCAGCUGUGUAGAGCCUGCCCUCUUGAGGAUGGAGGUCCUCAAUUGGCUGAAUGAAGAGAGACUCAUCCAGAGACUCACAGAGCUCAUGCACACAGGGAGAGAUGAAGAGAGACAAUCUAAUGCAUCCCAGACUCUUUGUGACAUCAUUCGACUUAGUCGAGACCAGGCCAAUCAGCUGUCAGAGGUCACUGAACCAGACCCCUUACUUGCUGUAUUGGAGUCACAAGAGAAUGUGGCAGAGCUUUUGAAGAACAUGUUUGAAGGGGAAAGGACUGAAGCAUCUGUCGUCAAUGGAACGCAAGUGCUUCUUACGUUACUGGAGUCACGAAGGUCAGGGCUGGAGGGUCUGAUGGACCUGUAUUCUCAGGGAUGUGAAAGGUCUUACACUGUCAACAGCAGUAUUUUACGUGCUAUUGAGCCUCAUAUAAAGGACUUCCAGCAGCUCCUACUGAACCCUCCUACGAGAAGUGCAAUACUGACUACAGUGGGCGUUCUGGAGCAGCCCCUGGGGAGCGCCCGCCUUCAUGUGGCCAGACUGGUGGCUUCUCUUUUGCAGACUUGCGACCUCAGCAUCUGCCAAGAGAUCUGCAGACUCAACACCAUGGACCUGCUGUUGGAUUUAUUCUUUAAAUACACCUGGAAUAAUUUCUUGCACUUGCAAGUGGAGCUGUGUGUGGCAUCCAUCCUGAACCACUCUGCCCAUGCGGACCUCCAGAACCCAGGUCUGCAGAACCACGAGGAGAGACCAGCUACAGGCACAGGCAGCCAGGUGGAGGAGGGAACACCGGGUCAGAACAGCACCUCUGACCCAGCAAACACGCCCAUUCAAGAUGCUCUUGUUGCCAAUCUCUUCCAGCAUUGCCGGCUGGUGCAAAGGAUUCUGGGUGCUUGGGAGGAAAAUGACAAAAUCCAGGCUGAAGGGGGAAGGCGGAGGGGAAAUAUGGGUCACCUGACAAGAAUUGCAAACACUGUGGUUCAAAACCUGGAGAAGGGGCUGGCUCACUCUCAAAUUAGUGACCUAAUUAAAGAGCUGCCAGAGGACUGCAGAGGCCGCUGGGAGAGUUUUGUGGGUGAGACCCUGAGAGAGACCAACAGGAGAAACACCGUGGAUUUGGUCAGCACCCAUAACUUACACUCAUCUAGUGAAGAUGAUGACAUGGAGAGCCCCUUCCCCAAUGAUCUGUCCAUCCAACAGGCAUUCUCUGAUUACCAGAUUCAGCAGAUGACUGCCAACUUUGUGGAUCAGUUUGGUUUUAAUGAUGAGGAGUUCAGUGAACAUGAUGAAAAUAUCAAUGCUGCAUUCGAUCGAAUUGCUGAAAUUAACUUCAAUAUAGAUGCAGAUGAUCAUAGUGCUAAUGCUGCAGCGUUUGAAGCGUGUUGUAAAGAAAGAAUCCAGCAGUUCGAUGACUGUGAGGAAGAGGAGGAUAUUUGGGAUGAAAAAGAAAUAAACUAUGCAACACAAAUCAAAGCCAGAUCGAGGUUCGGGGUGUCUCUUUCUUCAGAUGGUUCACCCAAGAGUGCUGUGAGGAAUGGGGGUGGAGGCCGCGGGUCGGCCUCUGAGGAAGAGGAUGUUGAGGAAGAGGCCAGUCCUCAGCAGUCUGCAGCAUCUCAGACUCAAAAUCCAGGCUGGACGGCGAGUUUUGGCGAGACAGAGGUGAGCUCCUCUAGCGCCUGGGGUGGUUCCCCUCAGCAGGACGGUGAGGGUCCGCAGGACACAAGCUGGGCAUCUUUCACUGAGUUCCAGCCUUUCAGCAGCACAGAGUCCAGCCAGACUGAGGGACAACCUCAACAAGGCCAAGAGAAAAAAUUGGCUGGCAGUGGUUCGGCUACUGGAGCGUGUGAAGGAAGUCCUGGGCAAAAAGCUCCUCUGGUGGGCUCAGACAGCAGCUCGUCUGGAGGUUCAGACAGUGAAGAGGACCCUGGAGAAAAUAAGACAGAGGGUUCCCCUAAAACACCUGCCAACCAGACAACAGCACCCAUGAGCGAGGUGCCUACUGAAGCUCUGGAGAAGCUCAGCAUCACAGACAAUAGCGAGUCUUCAGUGCCUACAGAAGAGUCGGAGGCCACCACUGUGAUGGAGAUGAGAGUUGAAACACCUUCUUCAGCUGAGAUCACACCUAAUGGACCGGUCUGAAGCCUCUGGAUAGGAGUCCGACCCACUCUCCGCCUCUUCCAUUCUGAACCCCCAAACCUCAAUACCACUUUUGGUGUUUUAAUAAAGAAUGCUGCCAUGUUAUUGGUCCUGGAUACUGCCAAUCAGCCCAUAAUUGGAGGAGGAAGCCAGGGGCAUAUAACACGAACCAGUAACCAGUACAGUGCUCAGAGGUGUUAGUCUUUUAAUCCUUUCAACUUUGUAUGAGAUAUGCACAGUUUUAAAUGUAGCAGUGACCGUGUGAUUACAGGAUCUGUCAGGACUUCUUUUUUCUUCAGUUUGUGUCCCUCUCUUAGUUUUUCUGGAUCAGUUUUUUCACGCUCAGCCUUGGAUGGUAGGAAACAGGGAUGUGAAGGUCCUAAUUGGAAAGCACAGGCUCAUCCUUCACAGCAUAAUGUCUUGAACAUCCUCAUGCAAAAUCGAAAGCCUUGUUGCCUGACAACAGCCUCUGCAACAAUUUACUGUAUGUUGAAGCACAACUGAAAUGUUCUGUAAUGCUUGACACAUUUCUGCACAGGUCACCGCCCCACCAAGUUCACUUUUAAGAUUUAAAAAAAAAAAAACUUUA